AUGGCAAGAGUUCAUCUAUUGUUAUGCUUCACACUUCUAUUUGUAUCUGUAAACCUUUUGAAUGAAGCUUCAGCUUCUUUGAAGCUGAAGCCAUCUUUACCUAAGAUUGAAGAUCCAAAAACGUUGGGUGAAGUGGAAGGCUACACUGUUCAAGUAGUGACAAUAUUUGUUGCGGACCUCGAGAAAGAAUGUCCUAAAACAAGCAAAUUCAAAACGUUCUUUGACAAACUAAGAGGAUUUGCCAAGUUUCUUUGCCCACUAAAUUUAUUUCGCAAAAAAGAUGAUGCCGAAGUGAAGGAGAAAGAAGAUGGCAUUCUCAAAACCAUUGCCUCUUUUGCUGUUGGAAGGAUAAAGAGCGAAAUUCAAGAGGAGAAAGAGGAAGCUAUCGAAACCUUUAAGUUUUUGAAAACUUUGGGUGGUAAAAUUUUGGGUGGCCGCAAGAAAGAAGAGAAGGAAGCACUAACACCUGAACAAUUGAAAGAAAUCAAAGAUGGGAUCUUAAAAUGGCAGACUGUGAUUACUAAGAUCACAAACACUAUGGUAACAACUACAACAACAACAACCAACGAAGGCGCUGAUAGUACUGCCACCGCCACUGGAGACUCUUCAAGUCCUAACUCCGGAGGCGCAACUGGAAGUCCAUCAAACAAACCAUCAGCUGGUUCAAACCCUGGAGCUGGAACUCCCUCUAAGGAUACAAACAAGCCAUCAGCUGGCUCAAACCCUGGAGCUGGAUCUCCCUCUGAGGAUACAGAGGAGCCAUCAGCUGGUUCAAACCCUGGAGCUGGAGCUGGAACUGGAAAUCCCUCUAAGGAUACAGACAAGCCAUCAGCUGGUUCAAACCCUGGAGCUGGAGCUGGAGCUGGAACUCCCUCUAAGGAUACAGACGAGCCAUCAGCUGGUUCAAACCCUGGAGCUGGAACUGGAACUCCCUCUAAGGGUACAAACAAUCAAUCAAAUUCUGCUUCAAGUGGAACUGAAAGUACUACUACUAGCCAGACCAAAGAGGUGACAGUGACAGAAGUCGAGACUCAGACUUCUGAACAAGUUAUGACAUUCUUAAUGAACCUAGAGAAGAAGUGUCCACCAAAAGACGAAUACAAGCAAUUCUUCGAGCAACUAAAGAGUACCAUGACAGGUUCCGCAAAAGUUUCUUCUCCAAAGAGAAAAGGACUAUUCGGUAGGAUUAAAGGUGCUGUUGGCAAAAUAGGUGAUACCAUGAAAUUUAUUCGUUCAAGAAUUACAGGCAAAUCAGCAGAAGCAAAGAAGUCGAUGGAAACUUUCCAAACAGAAAUAAUAAAGUCUAUGGAGGAGCUAAAUGCAAUCCACGCUAAAAUUGUAGCCCAAAAUCAAAGCAAGAAAGGAGGAGCAAUGACAUGCACACCAGAACAACAAGCAGAGAUUAAAACGACAAUCACUAAGUGGGAACAAGUCACAACGCAAUUCGUUGAGGUUGCUAUUAAGAGUGAAAGUUCUACAACUUCUUCUACUGAAACAUCUUCUACGGGAAAGGCACAGGCACAGGCAAACUGAACUUAAAGAUGACAAAACUAGUAACCAAUAGCUAUUAAUUACAUUUUUUUAUUUUGAAUAAAACACCAUUGGUGUAGGCCAGCAAAUAAUCAAUAACUAUGUAAACGUAUAUAUAGAAAC
Molecule: messenger RNA, 1653 nt
Organism: Eruca vesicaria subsp. sativa (arugula)
Lineage: Eukaryota; Viridiplantae; Streptophyta; Magnoliopsida; Brassicales; Brassicaceae
Source: the annotation of a GenBank genome assembly